ACCGCGGACCCAGCCCUGGCAACGAUGGCGGCCACCGUCCUCCUCCGAAGGAACCGACCGGGAACCAAAGCCCAGGACUUUUACAGCUGGCCUGAUGAAUCGCUGGACGAGAUGGACAGUACCCUGGCUGUCCAGCAGUACAUCCAGCAAAGUAUUCGAGACGAUGCCUCAGACAUUGAGAAGAUUCUGGAGCCCCCGGAAGGUCAGGAUGAGGGGGUCUGGAAAUAUGAACACCUCAGGCAGUUCUGUCUUGAGCUCAACGACUUGGCUGUCAAACUACAGGGCGAGUGUCACUCCGACACAUGUACCCAGAUGACAGCUACCGAGCAGUGGAUAUUUCUGUGUGCAGCACACAAAACCCCGAAGGAGUGUCCUGCUAUCGACUACACCAGACACACGCUGGACGGUGCUGCCUGUCUGCUCAACAGCAACAAAUACUUCCCCAGCAGGGUGAGCAUUAAGGAGUCGUCCGUGGCCAAGCUGGGCUCUGUCUGCCGCAGGAUUUACCGGAUCUUCUCACACGCAUACUUCCACCAUCGCCAGAUCUUUGACGACUACGAGAACGAAACCUUCCUCUGCCAUCGUUUCACAAAGUUUGUCAUCAAGUACAACCUGAUGUCGAAGGACAACCUGAUUGUGCCGAUCCUCGAGGAGGAGAUACAGAACGCCACAGCCGGAGAGAGCGAGGCCUGAGCAAGCACGCAUGCACACACAGAAACCCAGCAGUGAGCCAAGUGUCCCCCCUCCAGCCAUUCUUCCUUCCCCCCCACCCCACCCCACCCCACCCCUCCAACCACAGUCCUCUGCCUUAACCUUUCCCUUCAGUGGCAGACCCGCCGAGUUGAGGGUCUCAUGCUGACAGACGGGUGGAGGUGGAGGAACACCAGCUGGACAGAGGGAGGCACAUGCCCAUCCCAUAACCUCGCCUGACCCCAACUCCUUUCCGAUUUCCUGUUUAAUUUGGUGUCUGUUCGUCUAUCCAGAAGGGUUAGGGUGAAUCCCUAUUGAUGGUCUCUGUGUUUCAUUCUGUUGGCUCUCUUCCUGCACUGACAGUUAUUUAUAUAAAAUUAUCAUUGCUCUGCAUUCUCUUCCUCUAUUCCAAAAUCACAUAAUCAUGGUUUUAAGGAAAGACCAGUCCGUUUGUUACCAUUUGGGUCCUUGCUCACUCUGGGAGCGUUUGAUGGGGACAGUGUAGAGGGAGCUUUACUCUGUAUCUAACCCCGUGCUGUACCUGUCCUGGGAGUGUUUGAUGGGGACAGUGUAGAGGGAGCUUUACUCUGUAUCUAACCCCGU
Messenger RNA from Carcharodon carcharias (great white shark), 1293 nucleotides. It is a transcript of the gene mob4, whose product is annotated as MOB family member 4, phocein. The coding region runs from base 25 to 693 and encodes 222 amino acids. The record is from RefSeq and is a predicted model, not a curated record. Gene Ontology annotation, cellular component: cytoplasm. NCBI's taxonomy places the organism in Eukaryota, Metazoa, Chordata, Chondrichthyes, Lamniformes, Lamnidae. The transcript has 8 exons.